Messenger RNA from Armigeres subalbatus, 2664 nucleotides. Its product is annotated as lysophosphatidylserine lipase ABHD12-like. The record is from RefSeq and is a predicted model, not a curated record. The transcript has 8 exons. Gene Ontology annotation, molecular function: monoacylglycerol lipase activity; phosphatidylcholine lysophospholipase A1 activity. Bases 892 to 2154 code for a protein of 420 amino acids. Lineage: Eukaryota; Metazoa; Arthropoda; Insecta; Diptera; Culicidae. Gene Ontology annotation, biological process: monoacylglycerol catabolic process; phosphatidylserine catabolic process. Gene Ontology annotation, cellular component: endoplasmic reticulum membrane.
GGUUGUUCGUGUCGUCAUCGGGCUUCUUCCAUUCAUUACUUCGCUUGACUGAUUGUAAUUUUGUGCCAAAAUAAAUAAUAGAGGCUUACUGCGGUCACAAACGUUCCCGUUAUAUGCAUUAUAGUUUUACAACUUUCUACCGGUACUCGCAAAUUAAUUGCAGCGUGUAGCGAGUCAAGUUCACGGCAGCAUAGUCGGUCGGCAGUGAGCUGAGCACGCGGGAACGCCUGAAUCGAUUUUCACCGCUAAAUAGCGCGCUUCUCUCGCAGAGAGAACUGACCCAACUCGGCGCUCAGCGGCGUCGGCGAGGAUCAUCGAAGUUCAAGUCAUCGUUGCCAGUUACAGUCAGCAGCUGCCCGGACUCGCAGAAUGUACCUGUUGACUCGACGGAGACUGUUCAAGAGUGUUGUUUGAGUGCAUCUCGUUCGUUCCUAACUCCAUUCAUAGGACAAAGGAAACGUUUAAGGUGGAAUUAAGAAUAUGAAAAGCCAUGCUACAGUUUGGUGAAAUCGUCUGUAGGGGGAAAAUACAAGCAACAACAGAAGCAAAUCAGUGAUAUAACAGCUUUCGGUGAACAAAGGUAUUCGAUCGCGAGAUCAAGUGCAUAGAAGAAAUCGAGUUGUUUUUGAAAAUAUCGCAUCUAAAACAGUACAUAGUCUCCUCCCACAUACCACAUUGACGUAAGGAAAGUGCGAAUAGUAGAUUUGAUUUUGAUUUGUCGAAAUUCCGCCGCGCGAAAGUACAGUCUUGUGCAAAUAGUUUGGGUAACAGCUGGGCCAAGACGCCGAUCAAAACAACGCGAGCGAGUUUGAAGUGAAACAAAAGACGUCGUGGUACCGUCGAGGAAGCUUCGGUGCGUGGAUAGUAUCGUUAUAGCUACACACGGUGACGAUGGCGCUGAUUGAUAUCGAUCUGAUCACUAGCACGCUGUUCAAGACGCUGGUGAUUCCCGGAAUUGUAACAACUCUUUGGCUAUCGGAUUUAAUCGGUUUAACGACGUGCAAGAUCUGCAUCCUGGUGUUUGUGAUCAUUUUCAUCGUGCUGCCAUUGAUAUUUAAAUUCUCGUUUGCCCUGCAGAAAAACAUCCUAUUCCUCACAUUCAUUUCCUACCCGCCGAAUGUUGAUCUCAAACGACCGGAGAAAAGCGGUUUGUACGCGACGCGAAAUUUCAUCGUCACUUAUCGGGACCAGGAAGACGACGUCGAUGUGGGUGUUGCGGUAUGGCACGUGCUUCCCAAUGAUCUGGUGCGGCGUUUCUGGAAGGAACUGCAAAUUAACGAGCCUACUCUAUCUAACAUGACAGCACCGGAGGAUGUGCGGGACAAAGUGGACGCAUUAGUUAGCGAAGAUACCACACAGUAUCGUGGAAUCGAGCGGAUUUUGCACCGCUCAAACCUGAACUUGGACGAUGAAUCCACCCAGAAGGAUUUGUUUGAGGAGACUCUCCGAGCCACCACCAAUGAUAUCGUGCUGUACCUACAUGGAAAUACUGCCUCAAGGGGGGCAUCCCACCGGGUGGAGCUGUACAAGUUGCUGCGAAGUCUCAAUUACCACGUGGUGACCCUGGACUACCGAGGAUACGGGGAUUCGGCCAGCAUUUCCCCAACCGAGCGGGGCGUCGUGUACGACGCCUUGGCCGUGUAUCAGUAUAUAACCAGUAUUAGUAAAAAUCCAAUUUACCUGUGGGGCCAUUCGCUGGGGACGGGGGUGGCUACGCAUUUGCUAUCGCUUUUGACGGACAUGAGCUUGCCGGGCCCAAAAGCGGUGGUGCUAGAAAGCCCUUUCAAUAACAUUCGGGAGGAGAUUUGUGCUCAUCCGUUUUCUAAGUUGUAUCGGCAUCUUCCAUGGUUCGACUACACAAUAUCACGUCCAAUGUAUGCCAAUGAACUGCGUUUUGAGUCCGAUCAACACAUCGCAGAAUUUAGACAGCCGGUGUUGAUUUUGCAUGCUGAGGAUGAUCAUGUUGUUCCGUUCAAUUUAGGUUAUAAGCUCUACCGCACCGCCCUAGACACCCGUGGCAAAUCGUGGGGCCCCAUCGAGUUCCACCGAUUCGAGAAGACCAGCCACUACGGCCAUCGGUACAUCUGCCGGGCACCGAACCUGCCGGAAAUCGUAAUCCGUUUCUUCCGCACGUACCGCAACGAGCAGUACUGAGCAGCGUUGCAGACUGAGGUGAGUUCCAAACCGAGCGCCAAAUACCAAACAUCGAUUAGUUGGACGCGUGUUCGGUUCCCCAUAGGGGAGAGAAUGAACGCGGUUGUGAUUAAUUUUGUUAAAAUGAUAACAAUAACUAUGAUAAUUAGUAGAGUUACUAAGAGACUAUUAGAUGCCUGCGUCAUUUUUGCUCUAUAAUAGGAGCGCAGUAGUGAGUCAGGGCUAUUUUCCUGAUUUCAAACUGAUUUCAGAUAGAAUAUACCUUUUACAAUAGGAACGCCAAGCAAAGAGAAUUGUAUUAGUGAUUUAGUGGAUUGAACUACUCUCAAUGUAUGUGAAUUAGAAUUUAGUUACCUAAUUGGAGAUCCAUAAUUUAUGAAACAUAGCAACAGUGAAACACAAAUCUAGAUAGGAUUUUUUGCAUGAUAUCCGUACCAAUAUUGCAAGCAAUUUGCCUCUGGAGAGUAGAAAAUACAAUUUUACAUAGAGUACAACUACAUUCAAGAGAAA